AUGCGGCUCACUAACUCCGAUACGUUUACCCCCCAAUCGGGUUUACGUUUGCGACGUUCUAAGUUCUUCAAAAGGCAGAAUCGUGUGCCGGAUGAACGAGAUUUGAAGAAGCAAGUUUCUGAACCCGCGCCCUCUUCGGAGCUCCCCGUUUUAAAAAAACACAAGUCAUAUCCACAAUAUGGCGCAAAUAAGAAUCGGCGUUUAAAACCUCAGGAGCGGGAAGUUGGGUCGCUUCUUAUAAGACUCGUUGAUCGGAAGUCUUUGACCACCACGUCCACUUCAACGUCGUUUGAAGCGUCGAUUUCCGAUAGUACUGUGCAUACUCAACGCGCAAGCCAUACGCCAGCGGUACGUGAUGGUCCGCCGCUCAGCUGCAACUUCUGUUGGAACACUGUCGACGAAUGUGGUAGGAUAUUACGCCGUAAAACACAGUAUCACUGUCCCGAAUGUCGCACUAAUCUAUGCAUAGUGCCGUGCUUCCAUGAAUAUCAUGAUUUACCUGAGUCCGAAGCAUCUGCCAGUGCAAGAUGA
This is a messenger RNA of Parnassius apollo (apollo), 531 nucleotides long. Lineage: Eukaryota; Metazoa; Arthropoda; Insecta; Lepidoptera; Papilionidae. The record is from the annotation of a GenBank genome assembly.